AUGUCAGCUCAUAUCAAGGAGCCAAUGGUCUCCCAUGGCCGUGGAGGCCAAGGCAACAUCGGUCCUGAUAGCACCGAAUACGUUGAUGGCGAGAUUGUUCGUGAGGGCAUCUAUGGUGACCAGGGUGAUGGCGCUUACUCCGCCGGUGUAAGUACACGCUUCCCGUCCAUUACCUCUAUUUCCGGAACCUCCGCUGAUGCAUAUACCUACAUGCAGCGUGGCGGAGCAGGCAACAUUGGGUCCCCGCAUAUCCGUCCUGCUAGUACGCCCCAUGAUGCAGAGAUGGUCCCUGAGCAUGCUGUCCAUGCUUCUAUGGAUGAGCCUCACCAUACCGGGCGUGGCGGGCAAGGCAAUGUCCACCUGGACCAGGCAUCCCUCAAAGACAAGGAGGCCAAGGAUCAGACCACUAGGAAGGUUGCUCACAAAGGCUUGGCAGAUAAGCUGAAGGACAAGCUACUUGGUCGGAAGUAA
Penicillium paradoxum is the source of this 471-nucleotide messenger RNA. RefSeq names its product DUF3602 domain-containing protein. The record is from RefSeq and is a predicted model, not a curated record. The transcript is spliced from 4 exons. The coding region runs from base 1 to 471 and encodes 156 amino acids. NCBI's taxonomy places the organism in Eukaryota, Fungi, Ascomycota, Eurotiomycetes, Eurotiales, Aspergillaceae.